This is a messenger RNA of Eurypyga helias (sunbittern), 591 nucleotides long. It is a transcript of the gene CENPP, whose product is annotated as centromere protein P. The transcript has 6 exons. Bases 1 to 591 code for a protein of 196 amino acids. The record is from RefSeq and is a predicted model, not a curated record. Gene Ontology annotation, biological process: CENP-A containing chromatin assembly. NCBI's taxonomy places the organism in Eukaryota, Metazoa, Chordata, Aves, Eurypygiformes, Eurypygidae. Gene Ontology annotation, cellular component: chromosome, centromeric region; nucleus.
AUGGACCACAGCGUUUUUCAAGUUUAUGAAGAUGAAAUCCAGUCACUGGAAGAAGAAAUUAAACUGUUGACUGAGAAGCACGAAGAUAGCCUACAAGAACUCGCCUUCUUUUCUGAUGAGGAGAUAGUAAUUUCAAUAAAAUCAUUCCAAGGAGAAUUUCAGGGAGAAUCCAAGGGAUGCGAAUCAGACCUGAAAGCUCAACUUGCAAGUCUUUUAACAGAUUUCUCAUUUUUAAUGAAAUUUUCUGGUAUUAAGUUCACAAAUCAUUUGAAGAAAACAGUGGAAAGAACUAGAAACAGAACAGUGCAGAAGCACAGCUUAGCAGGGAAUUGCCACUCCCUGUCUUUUCAAUUGGAAUUCCAGCUUCUUGAAUUGCAGAACAAAGAGGAUGUGUCUGCUGUUAUUACUGAUCUCAGCAUUAUAAUGGAAUCUGGAGAAGACUCAGAUAUGAGCAAGUUUGUAUCAAGCACAGAAGAACACAGAAACCUUUUAACGUUUUUCAGAAGCCUUUCAUCUUAUGGUGAGUGGUGUGAACAUCGCAGAUGCACCUUCCUACAUUUCAAGAAAGAUGAGCCCAUGGUAGAUGCUUGA